CUAAAGUUUAUUGUUGCGAAAUCUUGUUUGCAGUGAUGCUUCCCAGUUCUUCUUUUCAAUCCCUCUAUAUAUUUCUCCUGUGGAUGGAUUCGACUAAGAAAGGCUGGAGAGUGCCGGAUAGUAGAGGAUUGGCGGAUCCGGUGGAGAAUGAAGGAGUUGUGCAGAGGCGACAUUCUGGGACCAGAGUGUAAGCAGGGCAGUAUGAUGGCGAUUGUCGAAAGGUACUUUAAAGGAAAUUUGCAAUGUAUAUAAUCGGACAGAAUAGGGAAUGGAAAAUCAAACUCAGCUAUCUAUAUUAUAUUAAUUUUG
Molecule: messenger RNA, 309 nt
Organism: Linum tenue
Lineage: Eukaryota; Viridiplantae; Streptophyta; Magnoliopsida; Malpighiales; Linaceae
Source: the annotation of a GenBank genome assembly